AUGAAGAUAGGGAUCUCUGAAGAAGAUGCAAGUCAUGAACAUAGUGCCAACAUGGUGGUGCACGCGCUCUCGCAUACGGGAGAGAAGCCGUACCAGUGCGCUGAGUGUGGCAAAGCGUUCACCCAGCAACGCAACUACAAGUACCACAUGUCAGUGCACGCGGGAACGCACGAGUUCGCCGCCGCCUGCCCCGAGUGCGGCAAGGUGUUCAACAACCGCGGCUACCUCAGCUCGCACAUGAAGAUCCACCGCAACCGCAGGGAGUACGCCUGCGCCGAGUGCGGGCGGCGCUUCAACCAACGCGUCGCCUACACCACGCACAGACGCAUACACACAGGAGAGCGGCCACACGCCUGCUCCCUGUGCGACAAAGCCUUCGCGCGCAAGAUGCUGCUUAACCAGCACAUGCGGACGCACACCGGUGAGAAGCCCUUCAGCUGUGAGGUGUGCGGGAAGCGGUUCGCGGACCGCAGCAACAUGAUGCUCCAUCAGCGCCUGCACUCGGGCAUCAGGCCGUACAGCUGCUGCCAGUGCGGCAAGGCGUUCACCAAGAAGCACCACCUGGAGGCGCACAUGUCCUGCCACACGGGGCUGCGGCCGCACGCCUGCGACCGCUGCGGCGCGCGCUUCAGCCAGCCCGGCAACAUGCGCACGCACCGCAAGAAGUGCACCGCGCCGGGUCCGCCCCGCGGGGGCGGUGUCGGCGUCGCUUCCAGCCGUGCACGCACCACGCUGCCCACACAGUUCAGCUUUCGGCCGUCAGUAGCAGACAGAGGCCGCAACGACUCGGCGGGCACGCGCCUGCGCUGCCCACACGAGAGCUACUGUGUCGCCUCAUCACCCGGACGACAGGUGCUACUGGACAAUUGA
Messenger RNA from Schistocerca gregaria, 870 nucleotides. Its product is annotated as gastrula zinc finger protein XlCGF8.2DB. The record is from RefSeq and is a predicted model, not a curated record. The transcript is spliced from 4 exons. NCBI's taxonomy places the organism in Eukaryota, Metazoa, Arthropoda, Insecta, Orthoptera, Acrididae. The coding region runs from base 1 to 870 and encodes 289 amino acids.